This is a messenger RNA of Chironomus riparius, 1404 nucleotides long. The record is from the annotation of a GenBank genome assembly. NCBI's taxonomy places the organism in Eukaryota, Metazoa, Arthropoda, Insecta, Diptera, Chironomidae.
CAAACUUGGAAGAAAAAAAAUAAUUGAAAAUAUUUUUGAAAACUUUAAUUAAUGAUUUUAAUCAAUUAUAUCGUAUUUUAAAGAGUUAAAAAGUGCAUAUUCAUAUUAUUAAACAUGACAGCCCACGAUCAGAUGCGUGCAAUGCUGGAUCAGCUCAUGGGAACUGGCAGAAAUGGUGAGGUUUCAAAUUCAAUUAAAUUCAGCGAUGCUCGAGUCUGCAAAUCAUUUCUAGUCGGUUGUUGUCCACACGACAUCCUCGCAACAACGCGAAUGGACUUGGGGGAGUGCUUAAAGGUCCAUGAUUUGGCGUUACGCGCUGAUUAUGAGAAGGCACAACUGAAGAAAGACUAUUUUUAUGAUGUUGAGGCAAUGGAGCACCUACAAGCAUUCAUAGCUGACUGCGAUAGACGUACUGAAGCUGCAAAGCGACGAUUAGCUGAGACACAAGAAGAAUUGUCAGCAGAAGUUCAAACGAAAGCAAAUGCCGUCCAUGAAUUAGCCGAGGAAAUAGGUAAAAAAUUGGCAAAAGCCGAGGCUUUAGGUGAAGCUGGUCAGGUUGAGGAAUCAAUGCAACUUAUGGGUGAAAUUGAAGAGUUGCGUGCUAAGAAAGCUCGUGCUGAGCAUGAAUAUCGCUCAAGUAUACCAGCAAGUAGCUAUCAACAGCAAAAGUUGCGCGUAUGUGAAGUCUGUUCUGCUUAUUUGGGAAUUCAUGACAAUGAUGUUCGUUUAGCUGAUCACUUUGGUGGUAAAUUACAUUUAGGUUUCUUGUCAAUUCGUGAGAAACUUGUUGAGUUGGAGAAAACAGCUGCACCACGUAAGAAAGAUAUUGACCGAUCCCGUAAUCGUUCAUCAUAUGAGUCAUCGUCUGAUCGUAGACGAUAUGUAGGAGCUCGCGAAUUGGAUGGGAGAUCGAGAGUUCAUCGAAGCAGGAGUCGUGAGCGCAAGUAUGAUUCAAAACGUGAAAAUAAUAAGUCCUCUUCAUCUCGUUAUGAUUCAAGACGAAAUUCUAGAUCACCUCACAAUAGUGCUCGUCGUAGUCGUUCGCCCAGAGGUCAUUCAUCUUCAUAUAAAAGACGUGAUAGAUCUCGUGAACGUGAUCGACGUUAAAAAAAGUUCUUUUUAAUUCAAGAAAAUAAUUUUUCUUUAAUUCUGUCAUGAAAAUUCUAAAACAAGGCGACUUUACUGUCAUAUCGUCAAACUGUCCCAAUUUUUUUUCUUAAAAAGUAAGACAACAAGUAAUAAUAAAAUUAAUAACAAGUGAAAUGAUUAAAGAUUAUCUGUAACUACUGCAAUCGUUAACAUAAUUGUAUAUGAUAAUUAAAUACAAAUUGUAUUCAUAACGGAAAAAGAUGAUGAGGAUUGAUAUAAAGUUAUAUAAAUUGAUACAUAACAUACAAAAAAAAA